UUGUACAUUGCACACAAUCUGAGCGCUGCUAAGGAGGAAGAGCGUGAGAUAUAAGGAGAAAGAGAGAAUUGUCUGUAACUGAGAUAAGAAGUGUUGUAUAUUGACAAAAGCUCUGCAUGAUGGAGAACAAGUGGAUAUUGCUCGUACACAGAACACAACAUGAAGAAACAGAAAUGACUGGGAAACUGUGUAUAAUAUUCACAAAUGUAUUAAGGAUAAGUCACACGGACUAAUACGAUCAGUUCAUUAUGAUGGAUUCCCUACUGACCAGGCACAUAUUAUUGUUCACGCUUCUCUUCACUGAAACAAGUAGCAAGACAAUUGUUGUCCCUGAAGGUAUAAACACCACAGUGAAACUUAGUAUUGGAGAAGAACUGACUCUGAUUGUGGACUGCAACAUUACGAGUGAGAAUUUUGAAUUUCGAGUGCAUAACAGGACAAAUACAAACAAAACUCCGCUUAUUUCAACUAAAAUAUUUGGAGACUUCAGUGAUGAACUUGGAAAGUAUAAGCUUCAUGUCACCCCCUCCUACGUAGCGUUCACCAUCAAUAAAGUGGAAGAAAUGAAUUUGGUGAUGUACCGCUUACAAGUGGAAAAGCGGGAUGGACUUUGUAACAGCAAUGUGAGAGUCAAAAGUGAAAAUCAUGGUACUGACCCAGAAGCUGCACAAAAGGGGAAAAGAAUCAGCCAUGAAAAUCAUGGUACUGACCCAGAAGCUGCACAAAAGGGGGAAAGCAUCAGCCAUGACAAUGAAGACAGCAGAACAGCUGAGAACAAGAUAAUGCCAGCUGUCUUUAUGCUAAUACUAGCAGUACUGGCUGGUAUAGGGGUAGCUUACUUUUGUUAUAAGAAGAGACGUCAGAGAGAUCCAAGGCAUCUGAUAUAUCCACUCUCUAAUGAUAUUAUGUUAUCUUCUGCUGCAAAAGAGAAUGCACAAGAGGAAACCUCAGCAGAAAAGUCACGACUACAGCUCAUCUGUGAUACAGUGUAAAUCAGGGAAUAUUUGAACGCUACUCACUCAUCACUGGCUUUAUUUAUUGCUGGAAUACUGUAUCAUUCCUUGUGUUUCAUAUAUCCCAUGUAACACAGACUUUCUGUGUAUGCAGAAGAACAAGAAGGAGAUUUUCUCAGUGAGACAGGACUCUACUGAACAAAUUGGCAACACAUGUAUAUAAAAAGGUCCAGAAACUUAAAUGGAAACAAUGGUUUGUUUAUAUUUUUGUGCUAAACUGGCAUUAGAAAAUAUGCCACUCCAAAACCCUCUCUACCUUCAGCAAGGUCCUAUUUGACAACUAGGAACACAUGAAGUAGACCCCCCCCCCCUCCAUUUAUUUGUAAUCAAAUGAAAUAACACAACAUUUUGGAGAGAUUAGGACUGGGAAAAUAUUAUGUCACAGAGCUGUCCCCCUUAUUUUGCUACCCAUCCUAAAGUUUGCAGUCCUAGGCAUAGGCCUAGUUGACCUAAACCAUAAAAACACCCAAGAAUGGAAAUAUUUAUUUCUAGACUGAUGAUAAAUUGCAGCUAUACUUUGCUCAAAGUCUUGAUGGGUUGGAGACAGCUGUAAAUAACAUCCAGGUACAUUCAUUGGCCGUCCAAGAGGACUGUAUGUCGUUUAUGUUAAUGAUUUGUCUCUUUAACAUUUCCCUGGAAAAGGCACUUGCAGAUAGCAUCAAACAAUACACUGAGGUUAAGAUGAAAUAUUUCUUAAUUCCACAGGAUGGCUUAAUAAAUGAAAUACCCAGGAACAUGGAAGUAAAAAAAUUAAGUUUUGGAUCUUUGUACAUAUACCUAUUAAUAUUCUUACCCGGCACAUAAAAAUGAUGUGUCUUGCUAUUUAAUACUCUUGUUGGAUCUUAAAUGUUGUAAAUAUUUGUCAGCCCUUAGCUUUAACUGAGAUGGAUGCAGGUUUGCAAGUCCCUAGAUAAAUAUAAAAGGCCUCCAAUGCCUAAACGCAUACAUAUGUAAACAUAUCUUACUGGCAGCCAAUGAGGUAGAAUAUUUUACUGGAAGCCAAUGAGCUAGAAUAUAUUACUGCUAACCAAUGAGGUAGAAUAUAUUACUGGCAGACAAUGAGGUAGAAUAUGUUACUGGCAGUCAAUGAGGUAGAAUAUGUUACAGGCAGCCAAUGAGGUAGAGUAUGUAACUGGCAGCCAAGACAUAAAAUGACUGGUCAGUGAUGAAAAAUAUCAUCAUGGGGGGGCAUUGUAUGACCCCAGCUCUCAGUGUGCACCGUCACCGACAGAUUGACCAGUAUUUUUGUGGAGGACAAUUGGCAACCCUCGAUGGAAGUCAAGCUUAAAGUGAAUGUCAACUUUCAAGAAUGAGUGCCCGGUUUUUAAAAAAUACUAUUAAAAACAGGGGCACUUUCAUUCAUGAAAGUUUAAAUUUCACCGGUAUUGUUAAAAUACUUACCUUUUCUUCUUGAAGCCGGAGAAGCGAUUCCCCCUCCU
Messenger RNA from Bombina bombina (fire-bellied toad), 2452 nucleotides. RefSeq lists its product as uncharacterized. The coding region runs from base 249 to 992 and encodes 247 amino acids. NCBI's taxonomy places the organism in Eukaryota, Metazoa, Chordata, Amphibia, Anura, Bombinatoridae. The record is from RefSeq and is a predicted model, not a curated record. The transcript is spliced from 7 exons.